Messenger RNA from Haliotis rubra (blacklip abalone), 6116 nucleotides. Its product is annotated as fibrillin-1-like. The record is from RefSeq and is a predicted model, not a curated record. The coding region runs from base 1 to 3942 and encodes 1313 amino acids. Gene Ontology annotation, molecular function: calcium ion binding. Lineage: Eukaryota; Metazoa; Mollusca; Gastropoda; Lepetellida; Haliotidae. The transcript has 29 exons.
AUGGAAAUGGGGCGUUACCAGUUCAUUGCCUGCAUCGUUAUUUCGCUGAGUCUACACUCUCAGUCGUUUAUUCACUACAAGGAUUUAUUUGCCAAACCUCCGGACAAAGGAAAAGAAGCAGAAAAGAGCUGGAAGAAGUGCAAGAAACCGGGUCAGAUCCGGAACGGCCAAGUCGUGGUGUGGGGAGAUGGACUGCUCCUUGAGUACAUCUGCGACAAGAGCUUCUUCGCCUAUGGCCUCACCCACGGCGGGUGUGACCCCACAACUGGGAAAUGGACGAUUCUACCUCCUGUUUGUGUCGCCAGUGGCUGUCCAGAGUUGCUCCCGCCUCGUCACGGCGUGGUGAACAUCGACAACAACGGCGGUGUCGCCACUUUUACAUGCAAAGCCGGCUACUACGUCCUCGGUUCUGCCAAACUCUACUGCGAAGAAGGACGCUGGAGGGGCAGGUUCCCCUUCUGUGCAGUGAGCGCCAAAUCACGGCCGACAAAACCUCCCCCGACUGGAGUCCCCAGAGCAGCCCUGCGUCACUCGGACGAGUCAUGCUUCCAGUACCAGAUCGACCCACCGACGGUGGAGAACGCCGUGUACACUACGUCGUACGUGUUCAGCAAGUUCCGAGGUCGGUACAUCAUGAUCGCCACAUACAGCUGUGUGGGUGGGUACAAGCUGUCUGACCCCAGCUCAACCAACCUCUACUGUCACAACUCAAGGUGGGGGGCAAGGAUCAGGCCCAAGUGUGUCCUCGAGGACGAUCCGUGCCAGAACGGCAAUGGAGGAUGCUCGCACAUGUGCGUGUCUCGAAUUGGUCGAUACUCCUGCACGUGCAGAGUUGGGUACUCCCUCGGAUCAGACUUCCGGUCCUGUUUUGAUCUGAAUGAGUGUAUCCUCGAGAAUGGCGGAUGUGCACAUGACUGCCACAACACCAUAGGGUCAUUCUUCUGCUCGUGUGGUCCGGGUUUCCUCGUGAAUGGAAAGGGCUGUGUAGAUAUAGACGAGUGUGCAGGGGCGAUGCACAAAUGUCCCGGUCCUUGCGUCAACCUACCCGGAUCUUACAAGUGUGACUGUUCCAUACCCGGAUAUCAGCCCAGCUCGGCGGACCACUUUUGUGAGGAUUUUGACGAAUGUUCAUUAAAUAAUGGCGGGUGUGACGAUAUCUGCAUCAAUCGCCGGGGGUCGUAUCAAUGCCGCUGUGACCGGAAAGGGCUAACGUUGGCCAGUGACCUACAUUCAUGUGUGGAUUUCAACGAGUGUGAGCGUUACGGUGAGAAGCUGUGUCGUCACGGCUACUGUGUCAACCUGGACGGCUCCUUCCGCUGUGAAUGCGAGAUCGGGUUCGAACCCGGUCCGGACGGAACCACCUGUGAAGAUACAAAUGAGUGCCUUAACAACAAUGGUGGUUGCAAUGACCGGUGCGAGAAUCAGUUCGGCUACUUUAACUGUUACUGUGACACGGAUGGUUUCCUUCUGGGGGAAGACGGCUUCACCUGUGACGAUAUUGACGAGUGCGCGAUCGAGGCAGAUCAGUGUGAGGACCAGUGUUUCAACUUGCCAGGAUACUACAGUUGUGAGUGCUUGCAAGAUGGCUUGGUGGUUGCCAAGGACAACAUUACCUGCACAGGGUGCGAGCAAAACGAGUACUACAGUCGGGCAGAUGGAAAGUGUCACCAAUGUCCAGCCAACUCCAUCGUCUCAUCGCAACUGCAGUCGCAAUAUGCCCAGUCUUACACAGACUGCGAAUGUCUGCCAGGGUUUGAUGGGGAUCCCCGAUACAACAUACAUUGUGUAGACCGUGAUGAGUGUGAACUAGGGGAGAUUGAGUGUGAAUAUGGCUGUAUCAACCAGCCAGGUAGCGCCCAGUGUGAGUGCCCCCAGGGAUACACAUCAGAGGCAGACAAAGUCAACUGUGUCGAUAUUAAUGAAUGUGCGGUGAACCAGGGAGGCUGCAACCACAUCUGCAUCAACACGGAUGGCUCCCACUUCUGCGAAUGUGAUGGAGAUGGCUACAUCAUGUUGGAGGACCAACACACCUGUCAAGACAUCAACGAGUGUGAGGACCCUCUCUACUGCUCCCAUGGAUGUGAGAACAUUGAGGGCAGUGUGGUGUGUGUGUGUCCGGAUGGCUACCGGCUUGACCUUGACCUCAGGACAUGUGUAGAUCUGGAUGAAUGUGAAGCCUAUGAGCCGCCAUGCGACCAGAUCUGUAUUAAUUCCUUUGCAUCCUAUGAGUGUGGAUGUCGCAAGGGAUACAAACUGUCUUGGAACAAAACCUCCUGUAUAGAUGUGAAUGAGUGUAUGGAGGGGGAGAGCAUCUGUCAGGAGGGCUGUAUCAACACUUUCGGAUCCUUCAAGUGCGUGUGUAACACCCAAGGUUACGCCUCUGCAGAUGAUGGCGCUGCUUGUAUCGAUGUUGACGAGUGCCAACUGAAUACAACCAAAAACCUGUGUCAGCAAGGCUGUGAAAACCUGCCCGGCACCUACCGCUGUGCGUGUUUCGCUGGUUACCGAAAGGCAGGGGCAACCAAGUGUGCUGCCUGCACCAGGGGAUACUAUCGAGACAAGUCAGAUGUUGGAUGUCAGCGUUGUCCGCCUCACUCCUCCACCGAGGGCAUUGCCAGCACCUCCCUCGCUAGUUGUCAAUGCCGCACCGGAUACGUUGGAGACCCCAGCAACAAAAUCACCUGCACAGACUUUGAGCGCUCAAUGAAAGCCGACAGUAACCUCAAGAGAAUGCACCUUGGUUACGUUGAUGAGUGUACCACCUCCAGCCAUGGCUGUGACCAGAACUGCGUCAACACCAUCGGCAGCUACCAGUGCGGCUGUGACCUCAGAUACUACACCACCUCACAUCACAGGACAUGUAUAGACAUCAAUGAAUGUGAAGACAAUAACUUUGGCUGCGCUCAUCAGUGCGUCAACACCAUCGGCGGAGCUCACUGCACAUGCCCUGCUGGGUACAUUGUGACACAGGAUGGCAAGGAAUGUAUCGAUAUCAAUGAGUGUAUUCGAAGCUCCCCAUGUCAAGAUUUAUGUAAGAACACAUAUGGUUCCUACAAGUGUCGGUGUCGAGGAACUGGACUUGUGAUGUCGGAAAAUGGUCGUAAGUGUUACGAUAAAAACGAGUGUCUUAUCCCGAACAUCUGCGACCACAAGUGCGUGAACCUACGAGGCACCUACCGCUGUGAAUGUAGACCUGGCUUCUACUAUGAUGGAUCCGGAUGCAAAUUGUGCCCACUGGGAACGUUCAGCCCCAAGUUCUCCAACCGACGAGCGUGUGUCCCCUGCCCUGCCAAGUCCCUGACUCUACAGAAAGGCAGCACCACCAUGACUCAGUGUAUCUGUGCACAGGGCUUUGCAGGGACACCAGCAGAGGGCAUCAAUUGUAUGGACAUCAACGAAUGUGACGAGGAGAAUGGCGGCUGUGAACAUCGGUGUAUCAACUCCCCUGGCAGCUUCUCCUGCACCUGUCGCCAGUCCUACACACUGCAGGACGACAAGGAGUCCUGUAGACGUGUAACUUGUCCCACACUGAAGCGCUUCCCCAACGGGCGCAUCUGGCCCCCUGCCUGUACAUCCCCCCUCUCACUCAGCAAACUGAAGAAGGGGACGAUCUGCUCCUUCCGCUGUUCACGUGGAUUCGAGCUGACUGGUCUGCGGUAUCGGAGCUGUCAAGCCAACAGCACGUGGUCGGGAUCCCAGCCUCGCUGUCAAGGAUUAUACUGUACUGCUUUAACAGAACCUAAAAAUGGCAGUGUCCAGCCCCCAGUGUGUCUGACGAACUCUGUACCGUUCAAACAGCGUUGUAUCUUUACGUGUAACAAAGGCUAUACCAUGAUAGGGAAACCGGCAACCAAGUGUAAAGCCAGUCAACGCUGGAGCAAUUCGAAAACCCCCAGAUGUGUGCAAGAAAAACGCAAGAAAAAGUCAGUCAACGAAGUAUGAUGUGAAUUCAAAUGGAACACCUAUCAACAAAACAUGUCAUUGCUUUCCUUGCUUGCAAACAUUAAAAUCAGAGGUUUUACUCUGAUACAAUACCUCUUAGUGUGAAGAUCUUAGGACGCCUCCAGAGAAGGGAACUUUCUCAUCGGCUUCCAUGCGUUCUGAGUUUCUUAGCAUAGAUGAGCAAACAUUCUUAUCAGCUUAUCUGAUAUCUGUAUCUUGAAAAAGAAGUUUACUGGCAUCUAUGGAAUGUAAUCAACAAAGGUUACAUCAUAAUUUCGUUGUGGAUAUUUUUUUACACCCUGUCAUAAUUGAGACCCAAGACUUGUUACAUAUUUUAUAGCUGAAUGCAAUAUUUUAACAUCUCUUAAAUGUUGGUACCAUCAAUCUAUCUCUUCAAGUGGCAUCUUAGAAACUGUUGUUUAUUGGUUGUUGUCAAGGACAUGGGGCUGGUGGUAUGGUAGGAAUGUGAUGAAUGUGACCUGAAAUGUAGGAGUUUGUCGGAUGAUCUGUGAUGAGGAUAUUGUGGGGUCUGGGUGUUUCUCUGAUGUAACGGGGAUUUACAGGACGCGAAUUCCUGUGUCCUAUACACAUAAAAAUUGACAAUGGACGCAACAAAAUUUAUAAGCGCAUCCACAGGUCCAAAUACUUUUUGUAAAAAUUCCAAUCAAGUGACAAUAAGUUAUCACUGAGUUUGCUACUAGCUGGGUUAAUAUGGUAUUACUUGCAAUUUAAUUACAGUAACAAUGUGAUGAUCAUGAUACACAAUACAAUAACAGAAUUAAUAAUAAUAUUUAAGUGUCUGGGACCCCCAUUUUGUUGUCCAGGACCCCUGAAAAUUAAGAGUAUGAGUCCCAGGGACCCUCAAAGACAGGGCUCCAUUUAAAUCCCUGGAUGUAUGUCUUGGUUUGGCUUCCUGAUACCUGAGGUCGAUCUAGCCACACUUCCUGCCCACACAGUUUGGCCACUGCGGCACUCAACACUUCACAAGUAGUUCACCCAUUUGCUGCCACAGACACUCACUACAGACAUACAACAGAUUCUCCUGUCACAAAAUAAAUAUGGGUAGUAUAUAUAUUGUUCAUCAUAGUCAAUACUACUGUCAUUCGGGGAAAGGAGCAGGCUUGUUCAUAAUUAUUUGUUCCAGAAUAAAUGACAAAACGUAACUUGGCCUCACAUUUUACCACACCAAUAACAUAUUUUACAGGACAUUCAGCAGAUUUGCACCACACUGAUUCAAGUCUAGGAAGACUACUUUACUAAAUGUCCAGAAAAAUAUUGUGAAUAUGGUUGGCCCCAAGGCUUCUUGUUAAAACAGAAAUUGAACAUAACUUGCCAUCAUUUCAUAGCAGAGCAAAGAAAACAAAUACUGAUAAAUGUUUCUGCACACUGAUUGUUUAGUUGGUGACUUUCUUGUUCUGUCAGCACUACAAGGGCCCUGCAGUAGAUUCAGGGUAGGUUAUGGAGAAGACUCAUCUCUUUUGCAGGGAUGGCAAUUUUCCGCUGAUCUGCAGAUUUCCGCGGAUUUUAUUUCAAAUUGUCCCAUUGUGAAUUGUCUAAAUCCAUUGAGAGACCCCCAUUUGAUGACACAAUAUUAAGUUUUCCGCUGAAAAUAGAUUUUCCUGUUGCCAUCCCUGCUUUUGAUACUAAUCUUAUCUACAAUAAGUUUAAUACUCCUCAGCAAGCCGAUUCUCUAUUUAUGGUUUUGCCAAAGUCCACACACAUCCAUAAAUAUAUAUUUUUUCUUAUUGAAUGUACCAUUUCAUGAAAGAACGUAAAUGAAAGAUCAUGCAAGAAGGAGCAUUUUCUUUCAAUAGAGCCUCCUCUUGGUUUCUCCUCUAGGUUGCUUCCCAAGGAAUUGGUUUCUACCUGCAUUAACUACAUGUCAUUGAAUUUCAGAUAUUUUAUUCAUUAUGAAAGGAUUUCUUCAGAUUUAUGCUUGAGUGUAAUCAAACAAUCAACAAUAUAAUAAAUAUAGUAACAGUAUAUAAUUUUAUCCUAUUUUACUGUAGGCAAAAUUUCGUUAAAAACGUCUUGAAUGUGCAGGAAUUAUGGACAUCCAAGCUGAAAGGGUUAUUCAUUGAAUCGUCAUUGGGUGUGUCAUGGAUUGAAGUCAUGAUGAUAGUUCACAGUAUGGGUAUAUAUCAAAAGUUUCAUUGAAUAAAAUAUUAAUAUUA